AAAGAAUCAUAAACGAAAGGAACUACCGAUUCCCUCUUCUAGCUACUUCAGAUGCUCGUGGAUUUUUCCCACCUUUGAUUGCUCCACUUAACUCCAAUUGGGAAUAUUGGUUUUUGUUGUUGAGCCAAUUCCUCAACAACCCAGGUAGGAUUUUUGAGUAGGUUUUGUGUGGGAUGAUCAUAUAUCAUGUUCAUUUCUUGAUUUUGCAUAAUUGGGUUCACGAGCAUUAGCUCGUUUAUUGAACUGAAUAAUAAUUCUCAAAAUGAGGCCCCGUUUGGCAGAUAUAGAUUUCGGUGAAGGGAUUUGACAGUGUUAUCAAUGAGAACAGCCCAAACUUUAAUUUGACACAUGGAUUUUUGGUCAUUGAGUUUGAGAGCUUUGUCACAAGAGAUCAAAAUAUCUGUUUACUAGGAGUUGUUUGAAAAUGGAAGAGAUACAAAGAUCUUGAGAAAGUACAUCUGAUUCUCUUCCACCUCUAAUCCUCUAGUUUCAUGAGUAUAACUAACCUCUUAUAUUUGUGUUUGAAAUAGAUAUUGAAUCCCUUUGUUUGAGAUCCACAUCUAUCCUUAACGGACCCUUUCAGAUUGAUUACGGACUUUCUAAUUACAUGCGCCAUUUGGAUUUUUUGUUGCAUUCUUGCUGAGUUCUAUUCGUGUUUAUAUUUUAGUUACCUCUGGUUACUGAGACUUAUGGAAUGAGAUUUUGUAAAGGUAAAAUGUGUUCUGUUGGCUUGCAGCUUAGAAUGGCUUCUAUGGUUGCAAAGGCAAGUGGCAGUAUUUCCAAUCAAGUAUUGUCUGCUUUGCUGGUUCAAGAGAAAGGAAGUAGGAAUAAGAGAAAAUUCCGAGCCGAUCCUCCUCUUGGUGAUACAACUAAAAUCUCUUUGCCUCAGAACGAGUGUUCAAGUUACAAAUUCUCAUCUGAGAAAUUUGAAAUCACCCCACUUAAUGGACAUCCCAAUGGUUGUGACAUGUGUAGCAUGAGCCAAGACCAUUCAGAUGCUUUGAAACUUGACCUUGCAUUAUCUACGGCAGCAGAGCCAUCCGAGGUGGUUCCCAUCCGGUAUAGAGAGGAAGUAGAAGCAGCAGAUGAGGUCCAUGAUGCCGAUUGGAGUGAUCUCACAGAAUCUCAGCUUGAGGAACUUGUUUUGAGCAACUUGGACACAAUUUUCAAGAGUGCUAUGAAAAAAGUUGUUGCCAACGGUUAUAGUGAACAAGUUGUGACCAAGGCUGUUUUGAGGUCUGGCGUCUGUUAUGGGAGUAAAGACACCGUCUCCAACAUAGUGGACAAUACUUUGGCAUUUCUUAGUAAUGGCCUGACAUGUCUUAGAAAUGGCCAAGAGAUUGAUUUGUCAAGGGAGCACUACUUUGAGGAUUUACAGCAGAUGGAGAAGUAUAUAUUGGCAGAAUUGGUUUGUGUUCUCCGGGAGGUUAGGCCUUUCUUCAGCACUGGGGAUGCAAUGUGGUGUUUGUUGAUAUGUGACAUGAAUGUUUCACAUGCUUGUGCAAUGGACGGUGAUCCAUUGAGUACUUUAUCUGGCGACGGAGGUCCCAAUGGGAAUAACUCUUUGAAUUUAGAGAUCAGAAGUUCUGAACUCGAUCUUCCUAUCCCUUGUAAACCAAAUUCUUCAAUCGCAUGUGCUCAUACUUGUCAAUGCGAGGCUUCAAUCCCUUUUGCUCACUGUUCCCAGUCUGAGACACCCACUAUCUCUGGUGUUCCAAACUUUGUAAAAGCAAAAUGUUCAAGUAGUCAGAAUGGACUUGUCCAAGAGAAAGAGAGUCCAAUGCACUCUGAUGAAAAAUUUGGGGGUAGUAGAAAGAUUUCUGGUAUUAGCAAGAGAGAAUACAUACUCAGACAGAAGUCGCUUCAUCUUGAGAAAUGCUACCGCACGUAUAGUUCUAAAGGGUCUUCCAGAUUUGGGAAACUCAGUGGAUUUGGUGGUUUAAUAUUGGACAAGAAACUAAAGUCAGUUUCAGAUUCUAUUGGUGCUAAUGUGAAAAAGGCCUCCUUGAAGAUAAGCAAGGCAACACUUCAAACCAACGGAAACCAUAAUUUAUCCACAAAUAGGGGAGUUCCUUCUUCUACGGCAUUUAACUCGGAAACAGUGAAAACUAGGGGCCCGUCUACAUUUCCUACAGUUAGUAUCCCACUGGCUUUAUCAGCUGCUGAUACUGAGCUUUCACUUUCACUUCCAACACAAAGCAGCAAUGUUGAGGUUCCUAAUUGUAGUUAUUCUGGGAUACCGUACGAUAAGUCCACAGGGAAGUGGGUCCCACAGGACAAGAAAGAUGAAGUGAUAUUGAAGUUGCUUCCGAAAGUACGCGAACUGCAAAAUCAGAUCCAAGAGUGGACAGAGUGGGCCAACCAGAAGGUUAGUCAAGCUACUCGAAGGCUAAGCAAAGACAAAGUGGAGAUUAAGUCACUAAGGCAAGAGAGAGAAGAGGUGGAGCGGAUUAAGAGAGAGAAACUAACGUUGGAGGAAAACACGAUGAAGAAGCUUUCUGAGAUGGAGAAUGCCCUGGGGAAAGCCAGUGGGCAGGUGGAGAGAGCAAAUGGUACUGUUAGGAGACUUGAGGUGGAGAAUGCUAAGUUAAGGCUAGAGAUGGAGGGUGCUAAAUUGCAUGCUGCUGAGUCAGCUGCCAGUUGUCAGGAGGCAUCUAAGAAGGAGAAGAAGACACUUAUGAAGUUUCAAUCGUGGGAGAAGCAGAAGGCCUUGUUCCAGGAAAAACUUGUUGCAGAGAAGCGGAAGCUGGCUCAGCUGCUGUUGGAGCAGGAACAAGCUAAAGAUUUAAGGGAGCAACUUGAGGCUAGAUGGAAACAAGAAGAAAAGGCAACGGAAGAACUUCUUAAUCAAGUCAGUUUGAUAAGAAAAGAAAGGGAACUACACGAAGCUUCAGCAAAAUUGAAAGAGAACACAACCAAACUGAAAGCAGAAACCAAUCUGCAAAAAUACAAAGAUGAUAUUAAAAAGCUCGAGAUAGAAAUCUCCCAAUUGAGAUUGAAAACAGACUCCUCAAAAAUCGCGGCUCUAAAAAGAGGCAUCGACGGAAGUUAUACUAACAGACUGGCGGACGUUACAAAUUUUCCCAAAGAGUCCCAAGUGUUGUAUAUCAAUGGAACUGUGGCGAAAUUCCAGGAAUAUUCCGGAACGGGCGGUGUGAAACGUGAAAGGGAGUGUGUGAUGUGUUUAUCAGAGGAGAUGUCCGUGGUUUUCCUCCCCUGUGCUCAUCAGGUGGUCUGCACUACAUGCAAUGAGCUCCAUGAGAAGCAAGGGAUGAAGGAAUGCCCUUCUUGUAGGGGCGCCAUCCUGCGGCGUAUUUCUGUAUGUUUUGCUCGCUCUUAGUUUAUUUCUUGAUUUGAGUCUACUGUGCUAAAUAAUAAGUUGUGGGUUUCAUUUGGAGAUGAAUAAUGCGUGUCCUUUUACCCCUUCUGAUAGUUUUCCCUGGUUGUCUACCAUGGUUCUCCAUCUUUCAUAAAUAAUAAAGACAAGCUUUAGUGAUC
Messenger RNA from Rhododendron vialii, 3498 nucleotides. RefSeq names its product putative E3 ubiquitin-protein ligase RF298. Lineage: Eukaryota; Viridiplantae; Streptophyta; Magnoliopsida; Ericales; Ericaceae. The record is from RefSeq and is a predicted model, not a curated record. The transcript is spliced from 3 exons. Bases 695 to 3340 code for a protein of 881 amino acids.